AUGCUCUUCCCCGUCGGCUCCUUACCUCCCGGUCCGCCUAUCGAAACCAAAAAGGCUUUGUUACUGCUGGACUUUCAGAAUGACUUUGUCGACCCUGGCGGAAGGCUUCCCGUGCAGAAUGUGGCCUCAUUUUUGUCUGAGCUCCCUACCCUUGCAGCUGAAUUUCGCACAAAAGGCGUGGUAAUCUGGUGUGGGACCGAGUUCAAAGGGACAAGAUCAUCACUCUCUUCCACAACUGGUUCACAGGCAAUCCUCCUGAAGCAAUCUCUAAAGGAUCGAGAUUCCAAUGAGGAGAUUGGUGAGUACCACAGUCAUCCCAAUCACACUCGCUCACCAACCGAAGAUCCAUUGUCGCCCUCGGUUAAGCCAGAUGUCACUCAUGACCGUGAAGCAUUCCUGGCUCCGACCAUGAUACCUACCAAAUACCGGUGCUGCAUGCCUGGCUCCAAGGGAAUUGAAUAUCCCAGCAGCCUAAGCGCGGCCAUGGAUCAGGACCAGGACCUCAUCAUGCGCAAAGAGAACUAUUCCGCCUUCGCUGAUACCUCGCUGUUGAUGUACCUACGAACCAUGCUCAUCACUGAGUUGUAUGUCUGUGGUUCGCUUUCCAACAUAUCUGUCUACGCCACCGUGCUAGACGCUGUAUGUCACGGCCUACAAGUAACCGUAGUCGAGGACUGUCUUGGCUUUAACGAUGAAUUAUGUCAUGUUGAGGCAAUGAGACAGAUGGCAGACGAUAUGGGCGCAGAAGGUAUCGAUUGUCAAGAACUCCGGGAUGACCUGGCUGGCUUGUUAGGCGAUGUGAUACGAGAGGAGGAUUUCCCAACCUCAUUCCAAGUCAGUCUACCGCCCCCAUCACGGGUGAGGUCAAACAUUUCGGCACAACACAUUAGUGAUUGGAUUGCACGAUUGGAAGGUGAAAGUGAUGCUAUUGAGCCCUCAGAUACCAAAAGAACCUCGUCGAACAGAAUGGAAAGUCUCGCAGUACCGGACUUGGAUUCUUACGCAAAAAGUGAGUCAUCCUGCCAGCAAUCGGGUUCAAUCAUGGAAGAGAGCAACCCACCUCGAAAGAGGGCGGCAAGUGAUCUCAACCCAACAGAGCACGAUCGUCUCCUUGCAUCUCCACAGACGCCCUCAAAUCGUCCUUCCUCAAGCGCUGUUCACAUUGCUGAGCAUAAGGAAAUAAAACAGGCUGCCCAAACACGCAAGAGACGCCCUUCUCACGAUUCCCCAACUAUGCCUACCCACUCGAGCAACGAGACCAUGGCCGAGACAGCUACCAACAGUCCUGGUAGCAAGAAAGACUCAGCCUCUGAGCUUGGCUUGUUGAUGGCUGAGGACUCAGGUAUAGGACACGCACACAAUGGGCCAUCAAUGCUGCCCAAGAAGAAGAAAAAGUUGGAGCAAGAUACACUAGGUCCAGAUGAUAAAAUUGGGCAAGGGGAUUCUCGAGUUUACACUGAAGUGCUUGAUAAAGCUGAGGCAGACUCCGCUUUUGAAGCUUGCAGAAAGUCUGUCAAAUGGCAAAAGAUGUUUCACAGGUCUGGCGAAGUACCGCGUCUGGUUGCAGUUCAGGGAGAUGUCUCAGAAGACGGGACUCAGGUUCCAAUUUACAGGCACCCAGCUGAUCAAUCGCCGGCGCUCUUACCCUUUGACUCGGUCAUUGGCAAAAUUCGAAAAGCCGCUGAGUCAAUUGUGAAGCAUCCCCUGAACCAUGCUCUGAUUCAGUGGUACCGAACCAGCGAGGACAAUAUCUCAGAGCAUUCUGAUAAAUCGUUGGAUAUUGUCCGUGGCUCGAUGAUCGUCAAUUUCAGUCUGGGUGCCCGAAGGACAAUGAUCCUACGUACGAAGAAGUCGAGUGUCAACAGUGCUGGCGAACAAACCGGUGGAGAGACAUUCAGACCUUCACAACGCAUACAUUUGACGCACAACUCUCUUUUUGUGCUCGGUCCUGACACAAACCAGCAUUGGUUGCAUGCAAUUCGCGCCGACAAGAGGAUGAUGUCGGAAAAGGAUCCCGCCGAACUUGCGUUUGAUGGCGCACGGAUAAGUGUAACGCUCAGACAUAUCGGGACCUUUAUCAACCCAUAUACGAACACAAUCUGGGGCCAAGGAGCUACAGCAAAGACCAAGGAUGAGGCUGCCCAAUUACUUACCGGCACAGAGACGGAGAAGGAAGGGGAACUAAUGAUACGAGCCUUUGGGCAAGAAAAUCAUCAAAGUACAGCCUGGGAUUGGAUGAAGUGGUACGGCAAAGGGUUUGAUCUGGUCAACUUCGAGACCAAGACGGGAUGA
Molecule: messenger RNA, 2292 nt
Organism: Exophiala bonariae
Lineage: Eukaryota; Fungi; Ascomycota; Eurotiomycetes; Chaetothyriales; Herpotrichiellaceae
Exons: 1
Coding region: 1-2292 (763 amino acids)
Biological process (GO): DNA alkylation repair; DNA repair
Cellular component (GO): nucleus
Molecular function (GO): dioxygenase activity
Source: RefSeq, a predicted model, not a curated record